AUAGCGGCCUCCAUCUUAAGUAAAAUAAACCAGUCUGUGGAUCCCUGUGAGAAUUUUUAUCGGUUUGCCUGUGAUGGCUGGACAUCUAAUAAUCCCAUUCCUGAAGACUCGUCAAACUAUGGAGUUUAUCCUUGGCUGAGGAACAAUGUGGACCUCAAGUUGAAAGCACUGCUACAGAAACCUAUCAGCAAGAGACGGGACAGUGAAGCUGUACAGAAAGCCAAGAUCCUUUACUCAUCAUGUAUGAAUGAGAAUAAAAUUGAAAAAGUUGAUGCAAAACCACUGUUAAGUAUACUGAAGCAUUCGCUGUUCCGUUGGCCUGUGCUGGAAUCUAACAUCGGACCUGAAGGACAAUGGUCAGAAAGGAAGUUCAGCAUGCUCCAGACCCUUGCAACUUUUCGUGGUCAGUACAGUAACUCUGUCUUCAUCCGUUUGUAUGUGGCUCCUGAUGACAAAACCUCCAAUAAACACAUCUUAAAGCUAGACCAAGCAACCCUGUCUCUAACUGCACGGGAAGAUUACCUUGAUAAUACCACAGAAGCUAAAUCUUACAGAGAAGCCUUUUUGCAGUUCAUGGUUGAUAUUGCAGUGCUUUUGGGUGCUAAUGCCUCACGGGCAGAGUCUGAUAUGAAGUCAGUUCUGAAACUGGAAAUUAAAAUAGCUGAGAUAAUGAUUCCACAGGAGAAUCGAACCAGUGAGACUAUGUACAAUAGAAUGAACAUAUCUGAACUUAGCACUAUGAUCCCUCAGUUUGACUGGCUGGGAUAUAUCAGGAAGGUGAUUGACACUAAACUCUACCCUGACCUUCAAGAUCUAGGUCCUUCAGAAAACGUGAUUGUCCGUGUGCCCCAGUACUUCAAAGAUUUGUUCAGGAUACUAGAAAAAGAAAGGAAAAAGACUAUUGCCAACUAUCUGGUAUGGAGGAUGGUUUAUUCAAGAAUAUUUAACCUCAGCCGACGCUUUCAGUAUAGAUGGCUGGAAUUUUCGCGGGUAAUCCAGGGAACCACAUCUUUACUGCCUCAGUGGGAUAAAUGUGUAAACUUUGUAGAAGGAGCACUCCCUUAUGUCAUUGGCAGGAUGUUUGUGGAUGUCCAUUUUCAAGAAGACAAGAGAGAAAUGAUGGCGGAGUUGACUGAAGGGAUUCGCUGGGCCUUUAUCGACAUGUUGGAAAAGGAAAAUGACUGGAUGGAUGCAAGAACAAAAAGGAAAGCUAAUGAAAAGGCAAAAGCGGUUUUGGCAAAAGUGGGCUACCCUGAGUUUAUAAUGAAUGACACGUAUAUUAAUGAAGACAUCAAAACAAUGAAGUUUUCAGAAAAUGACUAUUUUGGCAACGUAUUGCAGACCCGCAAAUAUCUGGCCCAGUCUGACUUCUACUGGCUUAGAAAAGAAGUUUCAAAAACAGAGUGGUUUACUAGUCCAACCACUGUCAACGCUUUCUAUAGUGCAUCAACCAACCAGAUCAGAUUCCCAGCAGGAGAACUCCAAAAGCCUUUCUUUUGGGGGACAGAAUACCCUAGGUCUUUAAGUUAUGGUGCCAUUGGAGUAAUUGUUGGGCAUGAGUUUACCCAUGGAUUUGAUAAUAAUGGUCGUAAGUAUGACAAGAAUGGAAAUUUAGACCCCUGGUGGUCCACUGAGUCUGAAGAAAAAUUCAAAGAGAAGACAAAAUGCAUGAUUAACCAGUACAAUAAUUAUUAUUGGAAGAGAGCUAGCCUAAAUGUAAAAGGGAAGAGGACUUUGGCAGAAAACAUUGCAGACAAUGGAGGUUUGCGAGAGGCUUUCAGGAUGUUGUGUUUUGUUUCUUUCUUUAGAGUUAUUGGUGCAAUGAGCAACUUCGAGGAGUUCCGUAAAGCUUUCAAUUGCCCAGUAAAUUCAACCAUGAAUAGAGGUUCAGAAUCCUGUCGGCUAUGGUAGAUGGUCUUUUUAAAUCCGGUGCCAAGAGAGGGGUUUUUUUUAUAUAUAUAUAUAUAUAUAUAUAUAAACUGCUGUUUCUGAACUCUAACCCACUGCUACAGCUUCAGAGCAACAUUCAGCAAUAUAGAGAGGUUUUAUUUUUUUAAUGCAUCUUCAUCAUCUGGCCGGGUGACCUGCACAGAUCUAAUCAUUGUCUGUUUAUGGUUUGGAAGCUUUAAAAAUUGGACAAGAGAAAGGAGAAGAUUCAGGAAAAAAAUUGACACUCCAUGAUUGGAUUGCUGUUGAUGGAUUGCUGCCGUUACUCAUUUUACUUCCUGAUUUAUAGUUUAGCAAGAGCAAAAUGGUAGAAUCCAAUUUUAAUCUAUUGCUUUGCAGGAGGGCUUAGCAAAAUGUUCCCAUACAAAAUUCAGUCCUUCCAGAUUUCUUUAGUUCAUGAGAACUGCUACGUAGCCAGCGCUGAUCUCCUGUGCAAUACAGCAUUUUGAUAACAUGCGUUGUCAUUGCACAGCAUGCCAUAAAUGAUUUUGCAUGAUGUUAAGACACUAGAUCUUAUAUAAAUUCAAUUUAAGAAGUCAGAUCAAUGCCUGAGGUUGGAGUAGCUCCUCAUUGUUUCCAUCCACAUUGACUAAACACAAAGGUUACUUGUCAAAUCCUGGGCGUUCUUCAAGAGUGCCUUAAUACAGACGCUCCCCGAUUUACGCAAGCGUUCCAUUCCGGAAUGCAUUGCAUAACUCGAAUUUUGCGUUAGUCGGGAAUGUAUACCCGACAGUUACCCCCCCCCCCCAAACCUGUUUGUAGCUUCCGGAACUUUUCCCGUAAGUCGGGUUUGCGUAACCUGGAGGGCGUCUGUAGCACCGUAUGGCGAAAAUCUAUGAGUAGA
Molecule: messenger RNA, 2791 nt
Organism: Terrapene triunguis (Three-toed box turtle)
Lineage: Eukaryota; Metazoa; Chordata; Testudines; Emydidae
Product: phosphate-regulating neutral endopeptidase PHEX
Exons: 18
Biological process (GO): protein processing
Cellular component (GO): plasma membrane
Molecular function (GO): metalloendopeptidase activity
Source: RefSeq, a predicted model, not a curated record